Molecule: messenger RNA, 1236 nt
Organism: Carcharodon carcharias (great white shark)
Lineage: Eukaryota; Metazoa; Chordata; Chondrichthyes; Lamniformes; Lamnidae
Gene: abhd3
Product: abhydrolase domain containing 3, phospholipase
Exons: 9
Coding region: 1-1236 (411 amino acids)
Biological process (GO): phosphatidylcholine metabolic process; medium-chain fatty acid catabolic process; medium-chain fatty acid biosynthetic process
Molecular function (GO): acetylesterase activity; monoacylglycerol lipase activity; A2-type glycerophospholipase activity
Source: RefSeq, a predicted model, not a curated record
AUGAUUGAUUUGAUAUGGAAUGUGAACACAUUGACCAGAGAUCUGACAGUGUACUUAGAAAAUCAGGUCAAAAUCAAUCUGUCAGGUUCAGGGGUAGGUUUGUCUUUUGUUUUAGGAUUCGGUGCUGCUUACAUCUGUUAUUACCUGAGCUCAGUUGCAAAGAAGCCGCAGCUUAUCACAGGGGCAGCAACACUAUCUCAGUUUCUACAGAGGUAUUGUCCUGUGGUAACAGAGACUUAUUAUCCGACCUUUUGGUGCUGGGAAGCAAGAAUCCAGACACUGCUCAGGCCAUUCAUCACAGCCAAACCUUGGGUGGAAUACAGAAAUGAGCUCAUUAAGACAGCAGAUGGUGGACAUAUUUCCUUGGAUUGGAAUGAUCAUGAUGACAAUGUCCUAUACCCUGUUUCUGCUACAAGACCUACUAUCCUUAUCUUACCCGGACUUACAGGAACGAGCAAGGAAUCCUAUAUAGUGCACAUGAUUAAACAGAGUGAAAUACUUGGAUAUAGGUGUGUUGUUUUCAACAACAGAGGAGUUUCUGGAGAGAGCCUUUUGACUCCCAGAACAUACUGUGCAGCCAACACAGAAGAUUUAGAAACAGUCAUUUCACAUGUGCAAAAAACAUUUGCGGAAGCUCCACUGAUGGCUGCAGGUGUCUCUAUGGGCGGAAUGCUCCUGUUGAAUUACCUGGGUAAGACUGGCCAGCAGACCCCACUGAAGGCAGCGGUAGUCUUCUCCAUUGGCUGGGAUGUAUUUGAGUGCACGGCUUCCCUUGAAAAACCACUUAACUGGAUAUUGUUUAAUUACUACUUAACCAAUUGUCUACAAGCUUCCGUCAACAGGCACAGACAUGUCUUGGAAAAAUUAUUUGACAUUGAUUACAUCCUGAAGGCCAAAACUAUCCGAGAAUUUGAUGAACGGUUUACAUCAGUGAUGUUUGGUUACAAAACAAUUGUUGAUUACUACAGAGAUGCCAGUCCUUACCACAAACUAAAGUCCAUCGAAAUUCCUAUCUUAUGCCUGAAUGCUUUAGAUGAUGUCUUCUCACCAGGUCAUGCCAUACCUCUGCAGUCUGCCAAAGAAAACCCAAAGGUUGCAUUACUACUAACUGCACAUGGUGGUCACAUCGGCUUCUUGGAAGGGAUAUUUCCUCGAUGGGCCACUUAUAUGGACAGAGUCUUCAAACAAUUUACACAAGCUGUCUUUGAGCAUAAAGAUGAGCUGAAAAAUACAUAA